AUGGCUACCAAGACUGACUCUGCUACCACUCAGCGCAUCAGCCCCGGCUGUGUGCGUUUUACACCCGGCCCUUCAUAUGGGCAUGCCACUUCAGCCCUGAAGAAGAUCCCGCGAUACCUUUUCAGAGUCCAUGCACCAACUACCUCAGGUGAAACAUCACUAGAAUCUGUCGUAUCAAGAGCUGCUCUCUGUGGUCACGCUGGAGCUGGCUGCGAUAUAUUCUCAAUGCCUCCGGGCGAAGCAGCCGAGAUGCUCAACUGCCACCUUCGCGGGUGGGCCAGGGAUGGUGACAAUCUCAUGUCUUGGACAAGCUCAUUACUUUUCGCCCUCCAAUACGCCCUGUAUCGGAGCAUCUUGCCCAGAGACGGGCGGCUCGAGGACCCAUCCGAUAUCUGGAUCUAUAUCUUGGACACAAGACUUCUGCCUGAAGGUUCAUUCAUCCCGGACAUCGCGCUUCUUGACGCAUUCACUGGGAAAGACUCAGCACGCACGUAUAAUCUGUCUAAGCUACGAAAUUUGCGCCGAGAAACCCGGUACAACUUUGGGGAGUAUUUGUGUCAAGGCAAGCUAUCGAUUGAAGGUGUAUGCUCUUCAGCUACCCUUCAAAGUGUCAUCGAUCACGGCCUUUUCAGGCUCUGCCCGGAGCUAGGGAUACCGAAUGAAAAUUUAGAACUGGCAAAAAGGGUCUGCAGGCUUCGCGUCCAGUGCUUCGCUUCUCCCACGCCGGCGACCAAGGCCGACUUCCGCUUUGCCAGCACCAUUGCGCAGGGAUGUUUCGGAGAUGAAGAGGAGUGGGCAAUUCCCAUGACGGCCGCAUUGCUUUCCCUGCGGAAGCGACCGAUGAAUGAUGUUGUCAUCAUGAACGGCUUCAAAGCCCUAUUCUCGGGUAUAUAA
Molecule: messenger RNA, 894 nt
Organism: Colletotrichum scovillei
Lineage: Eukaryota; Fungi; Ascomycota; Sordariomycetes; Glomerellales; Glomerellaceae
Exons: 1
Coding region: 1-894 (297 amino acids)
Source: RefSeq, a predicted model, not a curated record